Messenger RNA from Saprolegnia diclina VS20, 2043 nucleotides. RefSeq names its product TKL protein kinase. The transcript is spliced from 12 exons. The record is from RefSeq and is a predicted model, not a curated record. Gene Ontology annotation, biological process: protein phosphorylation. Gene Ontology annotation, molecular function: protein kinase activity; ATP binding. Lineage: Eukaryota; Oomycota; Saprolegniomycetes; Saprolegniales; Saprolegniaceae. Bases 1 to 2043 code for a protein of 680 amino acids.
AUGCGCCGUGCCAAAGUGCUUUUGACGGCGGCGACGGCCGUCCAUGCGGCGACAGCCUGCCCGUACGCCAACUACCCGAGCGGUCCGAUCCUUGUUGCCGACGGCAACUGCUCCCAGCCCCGAGCCGUGUGCGUGACCGACAACACGUGCAACCGACGCAAUGCGACGAGCAUUCCGGGCUACAUUUUUUCAAACAUUACGAGCCUCGGCAAUUUCAGCGACUACGUUGACGACAGCGUGGUCGUCAAAGACGUGCCGUCCAUCACGAUCGCCAACAUGGUGUUGCCACCGACAGUGGCGGGGCUCAUUUUUGAUAAUGUGACCAAGAUCGACUUGGAGAAUACAGCGCUGACGCAGUGGGACUCGAUCGAGACCAUGGCGUUCAUCGAUUGCCCCAUUAUCUUUCCCAACGUGGGUCUCGUAUGGCCCCCCAACAUUGAUUUUUUGUCCGCAUGGCUCGAAAACAACAAGAUGAACAACAUUCCGCAAAACCUUCCGUUGACCAUCUCGCAGUUGACGGUCAGUGGCAACAACCUCCUGGACAUCAACUACUUGCCAAGCUAUAUUCCGAUCGUGGACCUUCCAAACAACAAAAUCAAGUCGAUCGUUAACGUCGACUUGCGCGCAGUCCGACUUUUGAACCUCGCCAACAAUACAGGCUUGACGACCAUCGCCAACGUUCGAUUUGGCAACCUUACCUCCUUUCAGCUGACCAACUGCUCGGGCUUGAACAACAUUACGCUCGAUGCCGAGUCGUAUGCGGUUCUCAACAAGCUGCAGCCACCGGACCCGAACCUCGCCAAGGACGUUCGCGUGCCGCCAACAUACUACAUCAACCACCCAAUCGAGACGAACGCCGCCGCGUGCACGGGCCUCGGUGGGUCAAUCCAGAAGCUGUGGGCCAACACGUCCAAGGUCGCGGUUACCGUGUGUGUGACGGGUGCUUCCGUGGCAGCUACGAAUGUGUCAACCACCGACACCAGCAAUAACAGUACGGGCCUCAUUGUUGGCCUUGUCGUUGGUGUCGGCGUCCUUCUGGCUCUUGUCGCCGUCUUUGUCGUUCGUCGUCGGCGCCGCCAAGCAAUUGACGACUACGUGCGCUACCAUGUGCCUGGAACCGACGGCACCGAGGGUCUCUCCAACAGCUUUAGUGGGCGCGGUGUCCUCGCUUACCCCGACGCCGACGUCCAUCUCGACGUCAAGCCACUGCUCGACUACCGCCUCGAGCUCUCAACCCUGCACGUGACGUCCAACAAGCCGCUCGCGUCUGGUACGUUUGGCGAAGUCUGGCUCGGCAAGUACGGCGCCGAGCAAGUCGCGAUCAAGCGCAUGAAGAACCAAGAGCCGCGCAGUGUCCAAAAGUUCAUUGACGAAAUCGUGCUCAUGUCGCAAAUGCAGAGCGACUACAUUGUCAAGUUUGUCGGUGCCAGCUGGACCCGUCCGAUUGAGAUCGAGUGCGUCGUCGAGUUUAUGAACCUCGGCGACCUCCGCAGCUACCUCGUGAACCAGUCGCCGGCGCAGUUCAGCUGGGACCAAAAGUACCAGUGCAUCCUGAGUAUCGUCCGGGGUCUUGUGUAUCUUCACACGCACAAACCGCCGAUCAUCCACCGCGACCUCAAGUCCCGCAACGUCCUUCUCGACUCGGUCAAGGGCACCAAGCUCACCGACUUUGGCGAGUCCCGCGCCGCCGAGGCCAAUGAUACGAUGACAAACGGCAUCGGCACGCACCUCUGGAUGGCACCGGAAGUCAUCUCGGGCACCCACUACGGUGCACCCGCCGACAUGUACUCGUUUGGCGUCAUCCUCUCUGAGUUUGCGACGCAUCAAGUACCGUACGCCGACCUGCGCCACCCGGACACGGGCCAUCCUGUGAACCAACUCUACGUGAUGAACCACGUCCGCGAAGGCACGCUGCACCCGACCUUUGACGGUGAAGACGUGCCGACGUGGGUCCAGGACAUUGGUUUGCAGUGUCUCUCACUCAAUGAAGACGACCGACCGACGGCACUGCAAGUGUCGGCGAUGCUGAGUCGCUGCAAGUAG